AUACGCGUGUUUGUCAUAUUUGCUUGGAUCUCCAGUUUCAACAACAGAGUGAGAAAGGGGAAAAUCAACAAAAUAGGUACCUGAAAUGGUGGACCUAGAGCAAGAGCGGCGACUGAACGAGAGAGAGGGCAACGACAUCACUGCCUCCGACAUGGUGGUGCCUGCGCAAGACAGCGACCUUUUGGACUUCUACAAGAGCUCGACGAUCUUCAUUACCGGCGGGACAGGAUUCCUGGGGAAGCUGUGUCUGGAGAAGCUGCUCAGGGCGUGUUACGACCUCGAUAAGGUUUACAUCCUCGUAAGGCCAAAGAAAGGCAAGGAUACGCAGAAGAGGUAUGAGGAGAUGUUCGACGUACCGAGUUUCGAUCCCCUGAGGAGGAAACACCCCAAUUUCACGGAAAAAAUCCGCUUGGUGAACGGUGACGUCGGUUUGCCGGAGCUGGGAAUGAGCAAAGAAGAUCAGGAAUUGGUGAUAGCCGAAGUCAACUGCAUAUUCCAUUUCGCGGCCACAGUGAGAUUCGACGAGAAACUCAAAUUGGCCACGCACAUAAACGUCAGAGGAGUCAGAGAACUGAUCAACAUGGCCAAACAAAUGAGAAAUUUGAAGUCAUUUGUGCAUAUUUCCACAGCCUAUUCAAACUGCCUUCAGAAAACGAUAGGUGAACAAUUUUAUGAACCAGUUAUCUCAGGAAAAAAUUUACUUUCGCUGCUAGACUGUUUGGAUGACGAGCAAUUGGAUGCUAUCACCCCUUCAUUACUGGGAAAAUGUCCUAACACCUAUACACUCACGAAAAGCGUAGCAGAAAGCCUGAUCAGAGAAGAAGCCAAAAAUUUGCCAAUUGCAAUUUACAGACCAUCGAUAGUGGUGGGGACAGCGAAAGAACCAGUGGCGGGCUACAUCGACAACGUGUACGGGGCAACUGGGGUCUUUCUAGGGGUGGCCGUUGGUCUCCUUAGGGUUCUCAACUGCCGCGAGACCAACCACGCUGAUAUCGUUCCUGCCGAUUACGUCAUCAACGGAUGUUUAGCAGUUGCUUGGGAGGUCGCGACGACGAAAGCAUUAAAUGACAACAAAGAAAUACAAGACGAGAAAAGCAAGAAAUACGAAAAAUUGGAGAGGGAAAUUCCAGUAUACAACUACGUCAGUACACCAGAAAGGCCCUUGACAUGGCAAAAUUUCCAUUCACUGAGUGUAAAAAACGCUAGCCAAGUACCAUCAGAUAAAGUCAUAUGGCAUGCAGAUUUCAGGAUGGUGGAAAAUAAGACUUAUUACUCUAUCCUAGUUUUCCUCUUACACACGGUGCCAGCUUACGUGGUGGAUUUCAUAGCAUAUUGUUUAGGAAAAAAGGGCAUGUUGAUCAAGGGCUACCAGAAAAUCCACAAAUUCACCAAUGUGUUAGCCUUCUUCUGCCUCAACGAGUGGACCUUCAAGAACGACAACACCCAGUCUCUCUGGAAGCGAUUGAAGCCCCAAGACAAGGAAAUGUUCGAAUUCAGCAUGAAAAGCCUAGACUGGGACGAGUACUUCCUAACUUUUUCCAAGGGAGGAAGGGUGUAUAUCCUGAAAGACCCUCUGGACACUAUUCCCAGAGGGAGAAUCAAGUAUUGGAAGCUGUUCGUGGCACACUACGUGCUCAAAAUGGUUCUCUUGUUUCUGUUUUACAAACUAGUUAUGUUUAUUUAUGGUUGUUUAUUUAGGUAAUUGUUGAUUUUAUUAUUUGAAUAUAGAAUUUUAUUUU
This is a messenger RNA of Phaedon cochleariae (mustard beetle), 1739 nucleotides long. The record is from the annotation of a GenBank genome assembly. NCBI's taxonomy places the organism in Eukaryota, Metazoa, Arthropoda, Insecta, Coleoptera, Chrysomelidae.